Microthlaspi erraticum is the source of this 1041-nucleotide messenger RNA. The record is from the annotation of a GenBank genome assembly. Lineage: Eukaryota; Viridiplantae; Streptophyta; Magnoliopsida; Brassicales; Brassicaceae.
AUGGCUUCAGCUGCGAUUUCUUCACUCUCGUAUCACUUCCGUUCACAGGAACCGAUCUUCUCAUCGAAAACUCCAACCUCUGUUUCGACGGCCUUAACGGGAAGGAGAACAUUUGGAUCUAUCAAAGCAGCUCAAGUGAAAAGCCAUGAGAACCCGAGACGACGCACUCAGAACGUUGAAGGCGAUCUCUUUGUCGACAAUACUUGUAUCGAUUGUGAUACAUGUCGUUGGAUGGUUCCGGAAGUAUUCACCAGAGUGGACAACAUGUCUGCGGUUAUUAAACAACCAACCUGUAAGGAACAAAGGCUUAAUGUUCUUCAGGCCUUGUUAUCCUGUCCUACGGGAUCUAUUCGCACUGAAACUCCACCUACUGACAUAGUGGAAGCUCAAGAAACCUUUCCACUUGCAUUGGACAAAGACACACUCCCUGGAGUUUUUCAUUGUGGGUUUCAUUCCAAGAAAUCAUAUGGAGCAACUUCCUACUUGAUCCUUCAUCAUGAGGGAAAUAUACUUGUUGAUAGUCCCAGGUAUGUAGAGAAACUUGCUGGAAAGAUUGAGAAGAUGGGUGGUGUUCGCUACAUGUUCUUGACACACAGGGAUGAUGUUGCGGAUCACAAGAAAUGGGCAGACCGAUUCAACUCUACCAGAAUUCUGCAUUCUGAAGAUGUUGAACAAUCGACCUCUGAUGUGGAGUUAAAGCUGGAAGGAAGUGGACCAUGGAGCAUCUAUGAAGAUGUCGAGCUUAUACACACUCCCGGUCAUUCACAAGGAUCAGUGUGCUUGUUCCAUAAGCCCCUCAAGGCAUUAUUCACUGGAGACCAUGUAGGAAUGACAGAAUAUGGAUUGAGCAUUUUCGAACAGUACAAUCAGAGUUCAGUGCCUCAACAGCUCGAGAACGUAGAAGGAUUGUUCAACCUCGAUUUCAACUGGCUAUUGCCAGGACAUGGAAGAAGAGUACAUUUCAAAGAUGGAGAAGAGAAGGCCAAGAAUCUGGACGCACUUGUUCAGAAGCAUAGAGAGAAACAAGUUGUUUCUCUUUAG